AUGGCCCAGGUUACUGUUGGUGUGUUGAUAGAAAAGCAAGAACAAGAAAACCGAGAUCAAGACACAACAGAUGAAAUCAGCAUUAAACUACUGAGUGACAAUGAAUUGCAGGAAAAGCUUGUCAUGUAUGGUGCCGAGCCUGGACCAAUACUACCUUCUACAAGGACUCUUUAUGAGAAUAAACUACUGCAGUUGAUGAAUCCACGUCCACAAGGAUUAUGUGGCAAGCCAAAGGAAAGUGGAGGUCUUGAUCGGAGCUCAGAGAGUGAGGAAGAAAAAGAGAACAGUACUGAAGUAGUCCUUGAAACAAAAGACUUCAAAGUGACAGCAGCUUGUGCCACUGGCUACAGUAAAGCUCCACACACUGAAUUUUCAGAACGCCACAAGAAACUCCUAGCACCUGAUGCAGAUUACAGUCUUGCCAAGAUAGUGGCAGAGGAAAAGCAAAUAUUGCCAGAGGAUAAGUUGCCAGCACAUCGGCCACAAGGACAGAAGAGGUCAGGUGACAGCAGUCCCCAGGCUACUCGUAGGACAAAGGCAGCUGACAAAAUGGGUUGCUCAAUUGGCAAAGAUGAUGGUCAAGGUGAAACAUGGUUUCCUGAUCCCCGGUCUCCCAUAGGAAUAAGUCCUGCUAGGAGAAGAUCAGUGAGAGAGAGUGACCCAUCAACACAGAAUAUUGUGGAGAAAUCCAAGGUGGAAAAGGAGAAUCUUGAGGCAGCAGCAUUAGAGCGGGAGGAGGCCCGUCGAGGAAUCAUACCGAUGCCCAUAAGGAUUGCUAUACUCGCUAUCUUUGUUUUCAUACUCUUUGUAUAUGUAACUAUGGAGACCAACCCAGACAAUCCAUUCACAAACUUCAUCACAGGAAGAGGAUAGUAGUGCUGUCCUGACACCCAGCUAGGGAGCAUUUAGGAGUGACUACAAAACAAAGCAAACGCCUUUUUCGCUCCCUACUUACAUGUGAACAAGCUCUUGAGAUCGUGAAUUAAAAGGCCAACAGAGGAAAAAAAUUAUAGUCACUGAGUUUUCUUUGUCAAAUAUUCAUUAUAUAGAGAGGCUCAUAAGUCUUGGAGACCCAACUUGCUUCACAAUUUAUCACCUCACCUUGAGCGGGGGAGAAACAGACAUGUAUCUCAUGAUCAGAUUCA
Molecule: messenger RNA, 1145 nt
Organism: Terrapene triunguis (Three-toed box turtle)
Lineage: Eukaryota; Metazoa; Chordata; Testudines; Emydidae
Product: lamina-associated polypeptide 2-like
Exons: 7
Coding region: 1-873 (290 amino acids)
Source: RefSeq, a predicted model, not a curated record